Parastagonospora nodorum SN15 is the source of this 669-nucleotide messenger RNA. RefSeq lists its product as hypothetical. Bases 1 to 669 code for a protein of 222 amino acids. The transcript has a single exon. NCBI's taxonomy places the organism in Eukaryota, Fungi, Ascomycota, Dothideomycetes, Pleosporales, Phaeosphaeriaceae. The record is from RefSeq and is a predicted model, not a curated record.
AUGUUCCGGCCUGCACAUUUCAAGCUCGAAGCGUUGAAGCAUGUUGAGGAUACCGUACUGCAAAAGCGCCUAGAGUACUUUACCCGCUUAGAGCAUAAGUACGCCCAGGACUAUAAGCUCAUGUUCACUCUGCUCUCGUCUGCAUUUAGCACCUCCAUCUCCAACGUUGGUGAUGAACACUUGCCUUGGGUGUUCGACUCUAGUAAUGGUUUCAACGGCCAGAGAGAGCUCAGGAAGGGCAAAACGUGGCUUUCAUGGUACCUCCUCGCUGAAGGCCCGGAUCUUUUUUGGCAGCAAUGGCACAGCCUACCUCACGACUUGCCAACCACGCGCAACUACAUUCGUGACAACGCUAUCGAGGCUUUCAAGAACACGCCGCAGAAACUAUCUGAUCACCAACGGAUACUCGCGAGCACGCUGCAGGAAGCCGUCGAUGAGCAUGCUCUUCUGAAGAGCGAGUUCGAGAAGUCGGAUCCAAUCCGAUACUUUGCAAAGUACGCAGAGCACAGGCUGGCCAGGGCAGACGCUGGGCUUCCACCAGCCAGAGAGAUUUUGCAUCAUAUCCCUUUUUUCAUCAACUUCAGGUGCCCAGAAGAAGUGGUACAAAGGCAUGAGGCUUUGGCGGAAGAACGGGAGAUUAGUAGAGCCAUGCAGACAUGGCCACGAUGA